UCUCAAGUAACUCUCAAUCCAAUUCACAACCCUAACCCUAAUUAGCCCUUAUUGCCUCGUAUCAAAACAAAAGCAAGCUCCUGCUAUGGCCGAGGAAGGUUCAGCGACAACAUCAAAAGGAUUGAGGCCGACAGAGGAUGAUGGAUCAGUCAUCCUUUUCGGUGGGUUUGAGAAUGACCACCGGAUGAACAAAAGGAUGGAAUGGUAUUGCAUUAAGGUCCCAGAGAUCUCAGACUCAAGCGCAGACAAAGACUUUCCUUCGGAAAAUCAAAAGCAAAAGCUCAAACCGUUUUCGGUUGUGGAGCUAGACGAAUUGACUUACUUUGCAGCUUCAGGCUCAUCUAUCUAUUGUCUUAGCGAAUCUACCAAUCAAGUUUUGACGUUAGACCUUACUCGUGUUAGUGAUGGUUGGAAGCUAGGUCCUCUAGCCAUUGGUGGCUGGAAGCCUCACAAAAUCAUUCUGGAUGGUAAAUUAUAUGUUUUAGGUGGUGGUUUACCAUCUAAUGCUGGAGAUCAGUUUCCCUGUAUGGAGGUUUUUGACCCAAACUUAGGAACUUGGGAACCCUUACCCGAUCCUCCAUAUGCGCCGACGGCCUUUGAUAUGGUUACAGCUCUUCUUGAGCCCACAAAACAGAUUCUUGUUACAUCAUUCCAUCCUAGGCAUUGGAGGAAGUAUUGCGGUCAGGAUGAUACUUAUUAUGAUUGUUUUUUCCUCACAUACAAUGUCACGGAUCGUUAUUGGACUAAAUUUAUGAAUCCUCCCGUGCGCAAUUUACGUAGGAGGUGUGGUGAUCCAGAAUAUAAUAAGGCUGUAGCGGUUGGGAAUACUCUCUACUUGGUUUUGCCCUUCGAUGAUUAUUUUCUUAAGGAUGUUUUGGUUAUGCACGCCUAUGAUAUAGAUAAAAAUGAGUGGUUCGAGGGCUGUUUGAACAUUCCCAAUGAAUUUUUUGGGAAGCACGAAUUUCUCACUAGUAGAGCUCCUCGUAGUCUUAUCCAUCUAUAUGAUCAGAAAUUCUGCAUUCUCUUUACGUCCGUCACCUAUUUAGAUAGAAAUAGGAACAAGGAUAAAAGGAGCAGUAAGUAUCAUGAGCUACCUGAAGUCGAGUGCCGUUAUUUAUAUUGUGUCACUCUUGAAGUUUCUCCAAUAUUAGAGGGGGAAGAGGACUCUGCUGGUUUCAAGGUGUUGGAUAUUUCGGUUGUGUCCACCAAAAAAUAUCUCUUGGAUCACGACUUAGAAAUCAUGGAUAUUCUAUUGCUGGACGACGGCGCCUUUUACACAUCAAUGCAGAAGAAGACUGAGUUAUAAAUCGAAGCAGCUAGUGUAGCAAGCAAAGAUGACUGUGAUAGUGGCUCCCUUCCUUUAAGGGUAUGAGACCAGAGUUCUUGCUUGUGCAAGGGUUGCUAUUUCUAACAUGUGGAUGCAUGUGAGACAGAGGCUAAGCUUCUACUGUUUGAGAUUUUGUGUAAUUAUAUAGAUCUAGGCAAAUUUUGUGGCCCUUUCUGUGUAAUCUUUGAGGGAAUCAUUCCCAUCUCUUUCAUCCUCUCUUCUUUUUUUUCUUUUUUCUAUUUUCUUUUUUGCCUUGAGGACUUGGAAAGAGAAGAAAA
This is a messenger RNA of Quercus lobata, 1605 nucleotides long. RefSeq lists its product as uncharacterized. The record is from RefSeq and is a predicted model, not a curated record. Gene Ontology annotation, molecular function: protein binding. The transcript is spliced from 3 exons. Lineage: Eukaryota; Viridiplantae; Streptophyta; Magnoliopsida; Fagales; Fagaceae. The coding region runs from base 86 to 1306 and encodes 406 amino acids.